Molecule: messenger RNA, 687 nt
Organism: Gamsiella multidivaricata
Lineage: Eukaryota; Fungi; Mortierellomycota; Mortierellomycetes; Mortierellales; Mortierellaceae
Exons: 3
Coding region: 1-687 (228 amino acids)
Biological process (GO): glutathione metabolic process
Molecular function (GO): glutathione transferase activity
Source: RefSeq, a predicted model, not a curated record
AUGUCCCAACUGACGCAGGCCAAAGAUAAUAAGUGCGCGUUGCUUUACUACCCCUUCCAUGGGGUCGUCACUGGCUUGCGCGCAAUGUUUGCCAUGUCUGAUGCAGAUUACACGUUCACUCACCCCGAGGACUGGGGCGUCCAGAAGCCAACCACGCCAUUCGGUGCGAUGCCGGUCCUUUAUGAGACCACUGCGACCGGCGAGACGCUCGAGCUGGCGGAACUGAGCGUCCUGGAGUACUAUGUUGGUCAAAAGUAUGGCUGGGUCGGAGAUAAUCUCUGGGAGAACAAUCUCGUCAAGAUGUACCAUUCGUCGUCGCAGGCGGUGUUCGACAAGCUGGUGACUACAGUUGUCCGCGCCCCCAAGGAGCACUAUGAGCAAAUGCUCGAGAUCUAUGUGACAAAGAUUGUUCCUGAAUGGGUCGAGUACCAUGAGCGCGCGCUGAAGCAGAAUGGAUCGAACGGACAUUAUGUCGGCGACAAGCUGACCAUAGCGGACAUCAAGACCGCGACUAUUAUCGACAACCUGAUCUCGGUCUCUGGUAAUGGUCUUAUCUCAUAUGAAAAGACGCCAACAAUCAUGGCCGUGUACGACAGCCUGGAGAAACUGCCCAAGUACGCUGCUUGGAGAGCUAGCGAGCAGUGGAAGGCAUAUGAUGAGCUUAACAAGAAGCUAUUCAAGUUUUAA